Theileria annulata is the source of this 951-nucleotide messenger RNA. RefSeq names its product Theileria-specific conserved protein, putative. Bases 1 to 951 code for a protein of 316 amino acids. NCBI's taxonomy places the organism in Eukaryota, Apicomplexa, Aconoidasida, Piroplasmida, Theileriidae. The transcript has a single exon. The record is from RefSeq and is a predicted model, not a curated record.
AUGAAUGUAUUGUUAAUAGUUAGUUUAUACUUCACUCUUGGAAGUUGUAUAGUAUUACGUCUACCACUCUCAAUAGAAGAUUCAAAAAAUUUUUCAAUUAGCAGGCUGUGUGUUCAUGAUUAUGAACAAGAAGAUAACGAAAGUCACCCUUAUGUAAUAACAACCUAUGAAGCUAAUAAUAAAUUAUUUCAUGAGGUAUAUUAUCAUGGAGUUUUAAUAUUUUCAGCUAAUUUUUCUGAUUUAGAUGAAAAUCAACACAGCUACGUGAAUUACGGUUAUUCUAAUGAUCCAAAUGAUGAAAACACUGCUGAUGGUGGAGAUAAUGAAUAUGUUAGUCAAUUAUUAGGCACUUAUGAAAAUUAUCAAGCAAAUCAAAAUGAUACUAAAAAUAAUUUAAAAGAUGAAGAUAAUAAAAAUAAAAUAAAAGAUGAAGAUAAUAAAAAUAAAAUAAAAGAUGGAUCACAUGAUGAACAUACUAAGGAAUUAAUUUCUACCGGUAAAAUUAGAAGAUUAUUAAGUAUUAUGGAAUUAAAAAGAGAAAUUAUGUUAUUUGUUUAUACCUUAACUUGGGAUGUAGAUCAAUACAGUCAAAGAAUCGAAAAAAUUUUAAUUAUCAGUGAUGAUGUUAUAAAUUCAGUAAUAAAUCAAAAUCUCCAUAUUACUACAGAAUUUGAUAAUGUGCCACGUUGCGUAAAAAUAAUCAAAAAUAUCUUAACAAGAGACCCUGCAAAACGUAAGAGCUAUGAUGAUUUGGAUCAAGUAGAUGAUGUGCCCUACCUAAUAAAGGGUAAUGAUAUAUCUCCAGAAAAAACUAAAAAAGAAGUAGAACAAAUUAUUAAUAAUCCAACUAAUGGAUCAGGAAUAAGUGAACAAGAUCUAAAAGAAGCAGGGCCAAGUGGGACGUCAACAUCUAGGUUAUACCAUCCUGAUGAUUACUCAGAUUCAGAUUAA